AUGGAUUCGGUUGUUUCAGAGCUCGAAGGAACUCUUCUCAAAGAUCGAGACCCAUUCUCUUAUUUCAUGUUAGUAGCAUUCGAGUCAUCGGGUUUUCUUCGUUUUGCCAUGUUAUUGAUUUUAUGGCCUGUGAUUUGGUUACUAGGUAUGUUGGAGAUGGAAGAAUAUGGGCUCAAGCUAAUGGUCUUUGUUGCCACUGCGGGUGUUAGUGAAUCAGAGAUUGAGUCGGUAGCAAGAGCAGUUUUACCAAAGUUUUACUUGGAUGAUAUUGAUAUGGAGGCAUGGAAAGUGUUUAGCUCAUAUGAUAAAAGAGUUGUGGUGACUAAAAUGCCAAGGAUCAUGGCAGAGAGGUUUGCGAAGGAGCAUUUGCGAGCGGAUGAGGUUAUUGGAAGUGAACUUGUGAUAAGCCGGUUUGGGUUCGCCACAGGAUUUGUCAAGGGCAACAAUAUUGAUUCUUAUAUCUCUACCCGGGUUGCCAAACUGUUUAUAGAUGAAAAACCUGGUCUUGGACUAGGAAGGGUUACUUCUUCAUUCUUAUCUCUUUGCAAGGAACAAAUGCAUCCCCUAUUCAUGGCCAACCAAAACCAACAUGAUCAUCAGCUCGUCCGCCCUCUCCCCGUGAUCUUUCAUGAUGGCCGCUUGGUCAAGCUCCCAACACCAUCCAUGGCACUCCUAAUCAUCCUCUGGAUGCCACUAGGCAUCAUACUCGCAACAAUCCGGAUUCUGGUGGGACUGAUGUUACCGAUGUGGGCCAAACCUUACUUGUCCAGAGUAUUGGGUGGCAAAGUCAUUGUCAAAGGCAAACCACCACCGCCUGCGUCCAGUGGCAAAAGUGGUGUGCUAUUUGUUUGCACCCAUCGAACUCUAAUGGAUCCUGUGGUUUUAUCCACGGUACUAAGGCGUAAAAUCCCAGCUGUCACAUACUCCAUUUCAAGAUUAUCAGAGAUCUUAUCACCAAUCCCCACAGUUCGAUUAACAAGGAUUCGCGAUGUGGAUGCCAAUAAAAUCAAACGACAACUAGCCAAAGGCGACCUUGUGGUCUGUCCAGAAGGAACAACUUGUAGGGAACCAUUCCUAUUGAGAUUUAGUGCACUUUUCGCUGAAUUAACUGACCAGAUAGUGCCAGUAGCAAUGAAUUAUAGGGUUGGUUUUUUCCAUGCAACUACAGCAAGAGGAUGCAAAGCUUUGGACCCUAUAUUCUUCUUCAUGAAUCCUAGACCAGUUUACGAGGUGACUUUCUUGAAUCAGCUGCCAGUAGAAGCUACAUGCUCCUCUGGUAAAAGCCCACAUGAUGUUGCAAAUUAUGUCCAGAGAAUCUUAGCAGCUACAUUAGGAUUCGAAUGCACAAACUUCACUAGGAAAGACAAGUACAGGGUUCUUGCUGGGAACGACGGAACAGUAUCAUACACUUCCUUUGUUGGUCAGAUUAAGAAGGUGGUGAGCACGUUCAAGCCUUUCUUUCACUAG
Messenger RNA from Dovyalis caffra, 1467 nucleotides. Lineage: Eukaryota; Viridiplantae; Streptophyta; Magnoliopsida; Malpighiales; Salicaceae. The record is from the annotation of a GenBank genome assembly.